CAGCAUCGCACCCACCUUGAACCUCUCAUCACACGCAUCUACGUUACCAAGGGCCCUCCAUAGCUACAUCGUGGUUUGGAUUGGUUGAACUUGCUGCCGUUGUGGUCUUCUUUUCUCAUGGCCAUGCCCGGUGGUGGCUACGGCGGGUAUGGCGGGGGCGAUGGCUACAAUCACGCUGGUAGCAAUGGCGUUCACAGCAGCAACAACGGGGGUCACCGCUCCUACAGGGGCAAGGGGGGCGUGGGCGUGAUGGACGGAAGACAUCAGGAGGAGGAGGAAGAGGAGGACGAGGAGGACCUGAGCAGCUUGGAGGCGCUCGUGCUCAAGCUUGAGGAAGAAAAACACACCGAUCAACACCUGGCACACGAUACACAGGCCAAGCUUGAGAUGCGAGCAGUAGCGCACCUUGAGGUGGAGCGAGGCGUUCGAAGAAUGCAACAGGCCCACGAGGAGAAAGUGAAAGCCUUUCUACUCAAGGCGCAGGAGAUCAACGAAGACUGCCGCAUCCGCGACAACAAGAUCAAAGAGCUUCAGCAGCUUAGCCACGAGAUGGACGAGGAGAUGGCGCAAGCCCUGACAAAGCGGAAGGAGACAGUCGAACAGGUCAAGAGGGAGGAGAGAGAGGCUUUCCGGAAUCAAGAACGGUCUGAGGAACGGCCCAAGAGGCAUGCCUCAUCGAGCGGCCAUUUCGGCAGCGGCAGCGGCGAAUACAGCAGCGGCGGCGGCGGCGGCCAUAGCAACGGAGGAAUGGGAAUGGGAAUGGUUGCAAGGGUAGGAGACAUGGGUCGCCGCACCCAGUCGUCUUCAGGGGUUUCCUUUUCGCCGCGGGGGGCGUAUGUGGGCAACGGGGUGGCGGGCGGGCGGGCGGGGGGGGGUAGAGAAAUUGCGGCGGCGGGGAGAGAUAGGGAGAGUGCGGGGGGGGCGGCGGCUCAGUCCAACGCUCAACCGAAGCCCUUCGAACAGAUCCGACAGGCUUGCGUGGAAGACACUCUAACGGACUUUUUCGGCUUAUGACGGGGGACGUGUUUCGCUUCUCUCUUUUUGGACAGGAGGUUUUUGUGUUUUGGGGCAUGUGACCAAAGCCUGUCUGGGGCUUGCAAGCGCACCUCACCUGUCUGUGUGCCUUUUGGUGGUCCCGUGAGUCUUCGCUUUAGAAGGCAGCGGUCUGCGGUUUUGAAGGCGUACAGAAACGGAAUCCAGGCAGAUGGCUCAACUCCGUCGGGGGGUGCGGCCGCUUUGCUGCAGCCACGGGGCCUAUUUCGCCGGAGAAAUGGCAGCCCUGCAAGUGUAGAGUCUAUACGGCGGUGUUUUUCGUGCGUUUGGACGAUCCAUGUGUCAUUGAAUUUGUUACGUGUGGCAACAACAUUUUUUAACAAGAGAUGAGCAAGGGGUGGCUCGGUCAUGGGCGCGUUGGAUGAAUGUGGGAAGUUAUGAGAAAGUAAGUGGAGAACUGUUCUCAACGAUCUUUCUGGGGUCUCUCGACACUCUGGUUUUGGGCAAAAAAUGUCACAAGUCACAAGAGAUAGAUAUCUUAUCGGGCUUCGCGGUGUCGACCAAGUCUUGAACGUUACACUACGCUACGCGACACGGAGGGAUAGACAUCACAUCACCUCUUGAUUUGCUUUGGGCAAGGGCCGAGAGUGCUGAUCGUAUGGACACCUCUGACUCCUGUUGAGAAUCCCAUGGUUGUGUUUGGGCCUUUUCGUCUCGCCUUAUGUUCGCCAUUUUUCUCAUUUUUUUUUUCGCUGUUGUCGUUGGUGAUGAGCGUAAUCGUUGUCGGCCGGUGGACUGCUUUGUUUAUACGUUGGUCAAGUAGUUCCCCGGGUACGAAAAAUAUGGCAACCAUAGAAAUGGGUCGAUGAUGCUCUUUGGUGCAGCGUUCUGGCAUCAUGUGUUCGGUCCCCGUAGGUUGCGUUCGGCUCGGGCGAAGGCAUCUCUUCUGGGCCUCACUGUUUUUCUCAUUUGUAGUAGUGUAGCUCAUUUAUUUGUGACGUUCAUCCUCUUUUUGUAAGACUACAUGUAGCGGUGAUCUGUGGAAGGGGUGUGUAGGAGAUCUUGUUGUUCUGAAGUGGCGUGGUUUCUCUGGUUUUUGUUGAUUGUAUUUUGGUUGAUGGCUUGGAUAAACCGUAAUUUUAAUUUUUUCUUAGAUGCACGUGGGCGGUUUGUGUUUCAUCUUGGGCAGGGGUGCACCGCCUCUUUGCACACGUUUGCGCUAUGAUAGCCUGGACAGCACCUUGUUUUGAACAACGAAGUUUUAAGCCCUUGGCAUUUCCACAGCAAAACAGAUUGGAUGUUUUUGACAAACGAAUCACCAGCGUUUCCUCUUCGGCUAUGCUAUUCCUGACCGACC
Messenger RNA from Ectocarpus sp. CCAP 1310/34, 2350 nucleotides. NCBI's taxonomy places the organism in Eukaryota, Phaeophyceae, Ectocarpales, Ectocarpaceae. The record is from the annotation of a GenBank genome assembly.